AUGGAAGAAGUGUUUGUUAAGGGAAAACAAAAGGAUGAUGAAGAGAAAAACAUGAGCUCUCAUACUACAUCAGAUGUUAUAAUUGACUGUCAUACUAAGGAGGAGGAGAAGGAGGUGGCACCAACCAUCGUGGAAGAGGCACAGUUGAGACAGAAGACGAAGAGAGUUGCAACCUUAGAUGCUUUCAGAGGUCUUACUAUUGUGUUGAUGAUAUUGGUAGACGAUGCUGGAGGAGCAUAUUCAAGGAUUGACCAUUCACCGUGGAAUGGUUGCACUCUGGCGGACUUUGUGAUGCCAUUUUUCCUCUUCAUCGUAGGAGUUGCCAUUGCCCUCGCUUUCAAGAGAAUUGGGAGUAUAAAACAAGGAGUGAUGAAGAUAAGUUUAAGGACAAUAAAACUUGUGUUUUGGGGUCUAAUAUUGCAAGGUGGAUAUUCUCACGCUCCUGAUGAUCUUGAAUAUGGUGUUGAUAUGAAACACAUUCGAUGGUGUGGCAUUCUUCAAAGAAUAGCAUUGGUUUACUUUGUAGUAGCCAUGAUUGAAGCUUUCACCACCAUAGGAAAACCAAGAGUCGUCUUGGACCAUGGCCAUUUCUCCAUCUUCACUGCAUAUCGUUGGCAAUGGAUUGGAGGAUUUGCAGCUUUCAUUAUAUACAUAAUUACAACUUAUGCACUCUAUGUUCCAAAUUGGAGCUUCUCAGUGCUAGAGGAUGACCAACUGCUCCAUCAUUACACAGUGGUUUGUGGAGUUAGAGGCCACUUGGGCCCUGCCUGCAAUGCUGUAGGCCAUGUUGAUCGCCAAGUUUGGGGCAUUAACCAUCUCUACUCCUAUCCUGUUUGGAUUCGCCACAAGGACUGCACGUUUAGCGCACCAGACGAAGGCCCUCUUCGAGAUGAUGCUGCUAGUUGGUGUCUAGCUCCGUUCGAGCCUGAGGGCUUGUUGAGUUCCGUUUCAGCCAUUCUUUCUGGCACCAUUGGCAUCCAUUAUGGCCAUGUUCUGCUUCAUUUCAAGACUCAUUCUCAAAGGCUGAAGCAAUGGGUAUCAAUGGGUUUUGGCUUCUUUAUUAUUGGCAUCAUCCUUCAUUUCACAAACGCCAUUCCCAUAAACAAACAGCUUUACAGUCUUAGCUAUGUCUGCUUCACAGCAGGAGCAGCUGGGAUAGUUUUCUCAGGUUUCUACAUUCUGAUCGACGUUUGGGGUUUCCGAAAGCCGUUCUUAUUUCUAGAAUGGAUUGGAAUGAAUGCAAUGCUGGUGUUUGUAAUGGCAGCUCAGGGAAUAUUUGCAGCUUUUAUAAAUGGAUGGUACUACAAAGAUCCUGAAAACUCCCUGGUUCAUUGGAUUCAAAAGCAUAUAUUCAUCAAUGUUUGGCAUUCAAGAAAAUUGGGGACUCUGCUGUAUGUGAUAUUUGCUGAAAUAGCAUUCUGGGCAAUAGUAGCUGGGAUUUUGCACAAGCUUAGAUUGUAUUGGAAACUAUAAAGGAGUUGGAAAAAAAUUGAAAUAAAACUAUUGAAAAUCACUAAAUUUCUGCCAUUAAUUUUCUUUCAUGUUCUA
Cucumis sativus (cucumber) is the source of this 1548-nucleotide messenger RNA. RefSeq names its product heparan-alpha-glucosaminide N-acetyltransferase. The record is from RefSeq and is a predicted model, not a curated record. Bases 1 to 1473 code for a protein of 490 amino acids. The transcript is spliced from 12 exons. NCBI's taxonomy places the organism in Eukaryota, Viridiplantae, Streptophyta, Magnoliopsida, Cucurbitales, Cucurbitaceae.